Messenger RNA from Bactrocera dorsalis (oriental fruit fly), 7815 nucleotides. RefSeq names its product sal-like protein 3 (gene salr). Gene Ontology annotation, molecular function: DNA-binding transcription factor activity, RNA polymerase II-specific; RNA polymerase II cis-regulatory region sequence-specific DNA binding. Lineage: Eukaryota; Metazoa; Arthropoda; Insecta; Diptera; Tephritidae. Gene Ontology annotation, cellular component: nucleus. Gene Ontology annotation, biological process: regulation of transcription by RNA polymerase II. The coding region runs from base 698 to 5461 and encodes 1587 amino acids. The transcript is spliced from 7 exons. The record is from RefSeq and is a predicted model, not a curated record.
CCAAAAAGGUCAAAAACAACAACAAAAUGUGCAAAUAUUCAACCAGUUAAAAUUUUUAACACAUUCUAAUCAAAAUAAGCGACGCCUUACAACAAAAAAGCAAGAUAAGACAACAACAACAAAAAUCGAUAAUUAAAUAUAAACCAAUAGCAACAAAAAAUCGACAAGAAAAAAUAAACCAACAACAACAAAAAAAUAAUUAGAUCAACAAUGACAAAAAAUUAAUAAGAAAAGCAAAAAAAAAAAUAAAUCAACAAAACAACAACAACAGAAAAAACAACAACAUAAAAUAGCCAACAACAACAGCAAGAACAAAUCAACUUGAUGCAGCCAGAAAAAACCACAUUCAUCCACUGCUGCGCCAUUUGAUUGCUUGGCAUUCUGUUGCAACUAUCCAACUCGCUUGCCACAAUGCCGUCGGCUUUGCAACAUAUCAACUGAGCGCGUCAAACGGAUACCAGUUUCGCUGCUGCACGCUCUGCCGGUGAUUAAUUGCGACUGAGUUUAAAAUUAUACGAAAUACUCCGUUUGGAAGGCAGCCUUAAGCCGCUGUAGACGCCGACAGCCAUAAGCGACCAAUGAAGGUUGGAAAAUCGCGAGUUCUUCGAGAGUUUGGAAGCUGCUAAUGGAAGCUUGUGCCGUCUGGUGCUGCACUACACCAGUUACUGGGAAGUCAUAAGAGAGUGAGUCGCAGAGCAUGUGUUCCAUUUUUCAUAAUCGCAUCAACUAUCGCGGUUUGCGCAGCAAUUCGAGUGGCAGCAAUAGUAGCGGCAGCAUAAGUAAUUUGAGCAAAGAACUGGAUGCCGAUCGCAAUAAUAAUGGCGGUAGUGGUGGCGCAGGCGGCGCUGUUGUGGGCAGCAGCGAACACAAUGAGCACAACAGCGAAGAUGCGACUUGUGGGGAUGAACGCAAAGCGGACAACCGGUUGCCUUUGAAGAGCGCCAGUUCCACGCCCGACAGCGCGGUUGUCGACGAGAACGCCGAUCCGCGGUGCAAUAUGCGUGCGGCCAGCGUCGAACUGGCGGAGCAACGUAGCAGUGUGGAGCGCGAUGAGGGCGAGGACGAGUCGGAGGAGUUGGCGGGCGACAGCAAUGAGGCGUUGGACUUGUCUGUGCUGCCGAGCAAUCGACUGCCCGGUAGCGGUCAUGUGGCAUUGGAGGCUUUACAACACACCAAAGUGGCGGUGGCGCAAUUUGCCGCCUCAGCGCUGAGCGGCGCACAAAAUUACGGCGAAGCGAUGAAUGAGUUGGCGAUGGUGCAAUCGACGAUACUGAACGUGCAGCGGCAACAUUUGAUGCAACUGCAGCUAAUACAACAUCUGCAGAGUCAACUCAAGCGCGCGGGCGAUCUGACAAUGGACGCCGAGCAGCUGGAAGAGCAAACGCAAGCAGAUGAGUCUGAGCACUCGGCGCCAAAGCGAAGAUUCAUGCAAACGCCACCAGCGGAAGUAGAAGAGAAGCUAACGGAAGCUGUAACAACUAGUGUGGCAUUGAAAGCAGCAAGUGCACAUAAUAACUUAAGAGCUAAUGAGCCCUGCAGCGCUUCGCGGCCGCCAUCUACGUCAAAUGAAGAGAAUACAAAGACUGAAGAGAGAACAAAUAAGAAAACGGGGGAGCCGGCGUCAAAGCAUGCCAAAAAUGAGGAAGCUAGUAAUACGGGCAGUGCUAGUGUGGGUGCUGUUGGUCCAACGCUAACAGCUCAUAGCACCGCCAAUACCAACAAUUAUCAACCCUUGAUGUGCGAUAUUAGCUCCUCGCUCGCCUCUAGCAUUAUCACGAAUCAUGAUCCAUCGCCUGCACCGAAUGAGAUGAACUGCUUGGAGAUGCUGCAACGCCGCACCGAGGAGGUGCUUGAUUCAGCCUCACAAAGCUUGCAUGCCUCACACCUGCAAGACGAGUAUGAGUACGCACAGAAGGAUGCACAGGGUCGUGGUGAGAUAUUUAAGCACCGCUGCAAAUAUUGCGGUAAGAUCUUCGGCUCCUUCUCGGCACUGCAGAUACACUUGCGCUCACACACUGGUGAGCGACCAUUUCACUGCAACGUCUGCGGCAGCAAAUUUACAACGAAGGGCAAUCUGAAGGUCCACUAUCAACGGCAUACACAGAUAUUUCCGCCAAUGUUGCUUGCGCCUGGACCGGGUAGUGCUGUUGUUGAACAGUUUCCAACUUAUGGCGCACCAGUUGGCGGACCGCUAAUGUCAGGUGUGACACCAGUAAGAUUAUCCGCGCCAGUAGAGGACAGCAAACAGCUGAAUUGCGAAGAUUCGCCACAAAUUGCACACAAAGAAAAGCAUCAGGAACAAGCAAAGCAAGCAAUAAGCAAUCGUGUCGCAAAACCGGAAGCGCCAACUUCACCUAUUGACACGCCGCAAGACCUAAGCAAGCCGCAUCAUUCGCCUGUGUUGCACGAAAACACGUCUCCGCUAGAGCCGCCAAAGUCACCAAAAGCCUCACCGGUAUUGAAACCAAGUACAGAGACAAAGCUCGAGAAACCGGAGCGUGCAAGCAGUCAAAACCCGCCAGCAACAAAUCAGCAUUCUUCAAAGCGCAGCAGUAAUGCGCGGAAACGUAACUCACACGCCAAUGCGUCACAUGCCGGCGCCAGCGAAGCGCGUAAGCCACAUGUACACGACAAGUGCGAACGUGAGCGCGAACGCAUGUUGGACGGUGGUGAGUUUCUGCACAAAUCCGCAUCGGCCUUACGACGCUCAUCGCUGAGUCGUAACUCCAGUAAUAGUGGGCUCGAGCCGCCGCAUAUUUCAUCCGAAUACUCGCUGGCGCAGAUGGAACGCAUUAUCGACAAAUCGUGGGAGGAUCUCAUCGAGAUCGACACCACGUCGGAGACUUCGAAGCUGCAACAGCUGGUGGAUAAUAUCGAGAACAAACUGACCGAUCCGAAUCAAUGCAUCUUCUGUCACAAAGUGAUGUCCUGCCGCAGCUCAUUGCAAAUGCACAUACGCACACAUACCGGUGAGCGACCGUUUCGUUGUAAAAUUUGCGGACGUGCCUUCGCCACCAAGGGUAAUCUGAAGGCGCACAUGAGCAUACACAAAAUCAAACCGCCGAUGCGUAGCCAAUUCAAAUGUCCCGUCUGCCAUCAGAAGUUCUCGAAUGGCGUCAUACUGCAACAACACAUACGCAUACACACGAUUGACGACGGCAGCGGCGCUUUGGUUGGCCUACCGGGGGUCAAUAUAAAUGGCGGCAUGCUGGGCGCAUUUUCACUGCCAAUGGGCGCACUGCCACCGGGCACACCCAACACGGCCGAGGCGGUGGCGGAGCAUAAUGCACGCAUGAAGGCGCACAUGGAUGCCGCGAUUGAGGAUCAAAACUCGAAUAAGUCAAUGGGCACAUCGGAUAACUUUGAUUUCUCCACGACAUCCGAUUACUCCGGCCAGCGUUCGGAAUCGUCGCAAGGUGAUUUCGACGAUUUUAUGACCAUGGACAGCACCGAUGACUCACGUGAAAAUACGAGCUCCCUAACGCCCUUCGAUCGUCGUUUGGCGGACGACUACGCCGACGAGCGUAUGCAUGAGGCCGGUGAACGUGGCGAUGCCGCUGAGCUGCCCAAUCCGAUGGCUGCUAUGGCUGCUGCAGCGGCUAUGGACCUCUCGGCACGUGGUUUUCCCGCUAAUGGCGUGACGCAGAAGGCGCUCGAACAUCAUCUACCCAUGUUGGGUAUGUCACCGAAUUUUUUGUUAAUGGCAGCGGCGCGCGAGGAGAUGCAAAUGUUGGGCGCGCAUGCCAAGUUUCCGCUACUGCCUUUCGGACCGCUGGGAUUUAUGGGUCUACAUCCACAGACGCAUUUGUGUAAUGUGUGCUUCAAGAUCUUCCCCAAUUCGGCCGCAUUGGAGCGUCACACGCAUAGCGAACAUACCAAAGAUGUUGCUAAUAGCACAACAACAGCAACGACAACAACCACACCAACAGCAUUAACUCUUUCGUCAGCUACAACAACAACGACUACACAUUCGGACAACAAGAGCAACAAUACGGCGACAACAAGUGCCAACGUUGCAGCGCAUGAUUCAAGUCGUUCCGCGAAUUGCGAUGGACCAUCACCACCAACAUACAAUGCGAAGCUUUCAGUGAGCAGUAACCUCUUCCCGAAACAAAACAACAAUGAAGAAGACGAAGAACGCGUUACAAAUAACAGUACGACAACUAUAAAUAAUCAAAAUAGCAACACAACUUCUAAAAACGGUAAUUGCUUGACCAAGACAACACAAGCGACUAGCCCUAAUGAGUUGGAAACUAGCGAAGCGUCUACACUCCACGAGCGCAUUAAGCAAGAACCCGAUACAGAAACCGAAUGUGAGUCACAACAGUUGAAGACCAAUAUUUCAAGAUCCUCACCUACGCCAAGGACGACACCAUCGCCUUUGCCACCAGCGCCAACGUUACCAAUGAUAACGGGCUGCAUGCCAGCAGCCUCACCAACCAAUAGUACACUGGAACAACAAAGCGGGUCAACACAUUCGCCAUUCGAGCUCGCUGUACAUCCGCAUUUGGCCUUGCCGCACAACAAUGCCGAGCAAUCGCUCAUGCAGAUGCAAUUACUAUCCUCACUUCCGCAUGAUACCAUGCAAUCCAUGCAACUGCAUUAUGGCAACGCCCAUUACCAUCACCACUAUCAUCACCACCACCAACAACAACAACAACAUCAACAACAAUUGUCACAUAAAUCUUUGCUGCCCGCAGAUGCACAUCGUUUCCCGGCGAGCCCAUUGGACUUUCAACAGGCGCUGAUGUCGGUCGGUCCACCGAGCUUGAGUGCCGACGCUGCCGCCGCCGCGAAUCAGAAGCAUUUCUGCCAUGUGUGUCGACGAAACUUUAGUUCGAGUUCGGCGCUUCAGAUCCACAUGCGUACGCAUACGGGGGACAAGCCGUUCCAAUGCAAUGUAUGUCAGAAGGCCUUCACAACCAAAGGAAAUUUGAAGGUCCAUAUGGGCACACAUAUGUGGACAAAUCCCACAUCACGUCGUGGUAGACGCAUGUCACUUGAAUUACCCUUACAUCGCCCUGGAAGUAUGCCGAGUGAGACCGAUUUCAUGCAAAGACGUCCAGAACUAUUUUUCCCAUAUUUGCCGCCAUUUUUCAAUGGAUUACCGCCAAAGCCUGGUGAUCUAAGUCCUGGCGCAUUUCCGAAUCUAACACCACCACAUUUUCCGAACGGCGCAAAUGCUGGCAAAUAUCCACCCGGACUUUUAGGUUUGCCACCAUUUCUUGCACCACCUUAUAAUUUCCCGGGCAUGACAACGCAGUCACAUGGCGAUAAUAGUAAAUCCCCCACACCAACAAGAGAUGACAACAGACAUUUGGAGAGCCCUUCAGCGCCUUGGCAUAUGUUAGGGAAAAUUAAAACAGAGAACAAUCAAAAUGACGAAUUGUCAACAACGCCGACAAGUAGUUGUAAUCAAAUCGAUGAGAUGCACAACGAGGUGCAACAUAUAGUGGACUAAAUGUGAAGAUUUAGGCGUUCAAAUUGUUAAGACGGAAUGAUAGGCUUUCUUAUUCGUGAGCGUUAGUAGAGUUGUGGGUUGAAAAGUGAUUGAAUAAGACAAGAAAAUGGCAAAGUCUCUUUCGGAAUCGGUUCCUUCUGAUCCUCAGCUAAGUCAAACUUCACCCUUGGAUUCCAAAAAGAGAUAAUUUGACCAUAGAGCAAAAGAAUAAGUUUUAAAAAAUUUUAACAUACAACUUUAUGAAGUUCUUCAGCGAGUAAACGUGGAUCGUAUUUUACAAAAUCGCUGAUAUAUUUAAUAUCCAUCAGAAAUACUGGAUUCACCAAAGCAGAAAAAUAUUUGAGACUUGAUUUCGUAAAUGCGGGCAAUCAAAAAGGAAUGGUUGCAUUAUUGGAUUUCCUUUCAAACAGCCUCUGUACCUGGCAUCCGGUUGGAGUUUCAACCUUAGAGAUGGACGAGGAUAGGGCAAUGACCUGUUAGAACUCCCACAACUAGGCAGAGGCUAGCUUUACUAAGUGGAAAGAGUUUACUUACGAUAUUGAGCCUAAAGGAUCUUGUGACAGCACAUAAACCGAUGGUAGCCCAGUGGUAACCAAGUUCCUGCGAAGCCAAGCUAUCCAGUAGCAGAACAUAGGAAGAGGGUCGAUCACUGACCUGUUGCCUUUCUAGUAAUAGCGAAGCUCAGGUAACUAUUCUUGCCAGAUGAUCAGCUUUACAGUUACGAGCGAUUCUGUUGGUCUUCCAUCUUAUAUAAAGUGACUCCAUUCCAUGCUUAGGCAAUCUUUUGCCAGCCGUAAAGGCAGAGUGAGGGAGUUCAAGGUUAGUAUCGCCGUUCUGCUAGCAGAGUGGAUAGUCACUUCUCUAAAGGAGCCUGCAUAAUGGCAGCAGCUUCGGCUUAAAAAUUCAUAGAGAUUUCCUGACAAUACAACCUUUCAUCAAUCUUUGCUUCAAGCCAUCCGUAAAGAAAGAUUGCCUCUCCCCUCCAGCAGCUUCUACCCAUCCACGAAUCUAACGCAGUUAAGUGGCCGGUGACAAGUCGACAGAAUUCGGUUUGGCGAUUCCAUUAUCCAAAAGUUUCGGCCUAAAGUUAAAGCGUGCGAGGAUUUCCGAAUUCUAAGGCACGCGUUCCGGCGAUAUCUAUGUGCACUAUAAGCAGAAUAACAUCAGAUGCCAUGGUUGGAGUGGGAACUACUGCAGCCCACAUGCUGAUGAGCGCCGUAGAACGCUCUCUAGCCUCCUUACAAGUGUGGACUUUUCUAGGUCACGCCACCACACACAAAGACCCCAUAAUUCAUAAAAGGUGGUGUCGUAAAGCUUGAGAAGUUCUCAAGUUGAGGAUCUAAGGUAUGAGACAAUCAAUACCUCUUGUCUUUAAUGGAAGAUUUCAAUCUUGGACGAGCUUCUUCAUCGCAUUUGCAUGCUGCAGGCUGUUGCUUCUCACUCGCGGCAGUGGUGACCCCGAGGUCUUGUACGAGUAUCUCCUAGUAAUUAAGACUUAAUUGGGCCACUUUCCACCGACUAGGUAGUAAUUGAAAGCUCAGUAUAUAGUAUUGGACACAAAAACUUUUGAAAAUGUUUAUCGGAUAACGACUUUAGAGUUUUGAUGCCCUUUUUAACAAAAAUACCCUGCUUAAGCCUUUUCAACCCACUCUCAACUAAUCAUUUAUGAGGCAUUUCAAUGUCAAGCGAAAAAUGUGAAUGUAAAAUUUAUUUUUAACGAGUAGUUAAAGUGAAAACAUGGUUUUUGUGGAGUACAUAUCGUAAAAAGGUAAAAUUGCUUAAUAAUCAAUGCUAAAUUAUGAACAUAUGAAUAUUGUAAUUAAAACAAAAUUAAACAAAAAACUCAAUACUGAAAGUAAUUUGUGGCUAAAAAGUUUCAGCAUAAAAUAAGGAAAUACAAUAAGAGCUUAGAAUUUAAAGCGAGCGAAUUAGUUUUAGGUUACAGGGGCAAGGAGAAACUAAUUAAAAAAUAAUAAUUUAAUAAAGAUUAGUAUGAGACGCAUGUAUGCAUUUAAGUGGCAUUAACUUACUGUACAGUUAGCAUGUAAUAGGUAUAUAUAUAAAAGAUUAUUAUAAAAAAGAAUAAAUACUUUAGUACUUAGCACUUAAUUUAUGUAGUCAAGAUAGAAAGUGGCAAUUAUCAGCAACGAUUUGUGGCUAAGCAAAAACAUUAAUGUUUAAGUCUAAUACAUACAUACAAACAAACACACACUAUGAAUGUGAAAAACGCGUGCAAUGCAAUUUAUAAAUAGUAUGUAAUGUAAGAAAAAUCAAGUGCGAAAUAUUAAAAAAAAAUAUUUAAAAUAAAAAUAAAUUAUUAAUUUAAAUUAAUUUUUGUUUUUAUUAUUUUAAUA